AUGGAAGAUAUGAUACACUGGGGAAUAGAUAGUUUGAUCAGGGUGCCGCUCCAGAUUUUUCGUGAGAGUCUUGGUGGAGGGGCACUCCCCAUUGAAAUGGAUCGGAACAGCAAGGAUAAGGGAACAAUGAUGAUAGGCAAUAAGAGACCCGAUUUUCUAUGUUGGGUGAAUGGUGUGCUUCUGUUUAAGGGCAAAGAAAAAGCUGAGGCUGAUGAUUUUCCUGUUGCUGUAGAUGAACUUAAAGAGAAAUUCAACAAGUUUGAUCCUUUGUAUUUUGGGAAUGUGCAGUUUAUGAUAUGUUAUACUGUAGCAGGACUGCUUUUGGGAUUUUAUGUAAUCAAUGGAUUACCCAACUCAAAUCCACUGAAUCACUUAGUUCCACUUUCGAAUCAAUUAAAUAUUAAAAACAGUCGAGACCGUGUUUCCAUCCUUUGUAUGGUUGUUAAUAUUGCAUGCAUAAUAAGGACUGUGAGUAGUACAAUUCCAAGGACAAUUGUUCCCAUUGGGAAACAAUUGAAAUUAGCAAAAUCCACUAUUACAUUUUUUGAGGACUCAGUAGAGAAAAUGGUCCCACUAGAACAUCUUCCAUAUGAGGGAGAUGUAAAUGAUUGUGUUGCUUUCUUACAGCAAAUGUACAAUUGUGCAAAAGGCCACCCAGGCCUUAUUAUUAUCCAAGUAAAGGAAGGCAGAGGACCAAAGAUAAAGAACCAAGGGAUAUAUAGGGUUGUAUUUGAAACACAGGGCCAGAACUUUUAA
Paraglomus brasilianum is the source of this 756-nucleotide messenger RNA. NCBI's taxonomy places the organism in Eukaryota, Fungi, Glomeromycota, Glomeromycetes, Paraglomerales, Paraglomeraceae. The record is from the annotation of a GenBank genome assembly.